AAGACCGGGAAGGCCGAGGAGAGCCCCCCAAUCCCGCGCCGAGGCGGCGGCGGCGGCGGCGGCGGAGCGACGAUGAGGAUGAUGAAUACAUUGCAAAGUUUUUUUGGCCCCGGCGAGGGGUGUCAGAUUGAGUGCUCUGUGCGCAUGUGCGAAGGUGUCCAAACUGACAAUGCUGGGGAGAUGAAGAUAGUGUGUAGCUGCUUCUGGACUCAAGGAGGAGGAGAGAGAUUCCGCGAGCCGACACCAUGCGAUCCAAGGCGAGGGCGAGGAAGCUAGCCAAAAGUGACGGCGACAUUGUAAAUAAUAUGUAUGAGCCUGACCCGGACCUGCUGGCUGGCGAGAGUGCCGAGGACGAGACCGAGGAGAGCAUCAUGUCUCCCAUCCCCAUGGGGCCGCCAUCCCCCUUCCCCACCAGCGAGGACUUCACCCCCAAGGAGGGCUCACCGUACGAGGCCCCCGUCUACAUUCCUGAGGACAUUCCCAUCCCUCCAGACUUUGAGCUCCGAGAGUCCUCCAUCCCAGGGGCCGGCCUGGGGAUCUGGGCCAAGAAGAAGAUGGAAAUCGGGGAGAGGUUUGGCCCUUACAUGGUGGCGCCCCGGGCCGCGUUGAAGGAGGCAGGCUUUGGCUGGGAGCAAAUGCUGACUGAUGCGGAAGUGUCGUCACAGGAGGGCUGCAUCCAAAAGAUCUCCGAAGACCUGGGCAGCGAGAAGUUCUGCGUGGAUGCUAAUCAGGCAGGGGCUGGCAGCUGGCUCAAGUACAUCCGUGUAGCAUGCUCCUGCGAUGACCAGAACCUCACCAUGUGUCAGAUCAACGAGCAGAUUUAUUAUAAAGUCAUUAAGGACAUUGAGCCAGGAGAAGAGCUGCUGGUGCAUGUGAAGGAAGGCGCCUACUCACUGGGAACGGUGCCCCCCAGUCUGGAUGAGGAGCCCACAUUCCGCUGCGACAUGUGUGAUGAGCUCUUCCAGUCCAAGCUGGACCUGCGGCGUCAUAAGAAGUAUGCGUGCAGCUCGGUGGGGGCCGCGCUCUACCAGGGCCUGGGCGAGGAGCUCAAGCCGGAGGGCGUGGGCAGCGGGGGCGACGACGGGCAGGCCCACGAGUGCAAGGACUGCGAGCGGAUGUUCCCAAACAAGUACAGCUUGGAGCAGCACAUGAUCGUCCACACAGAGGAGCGAGAAUACAAGUGUGACCAGUGUCCCAAGGCCUUCAACUGGAAGUCCAACCUCAUCCGCCACCAGAUGUCCCACGACAGCGGCAAGCGCUUCGAAUGUGAAAACUGCGUGAAGGUGUUCACGGACCCCAGCAACCUGCAGCGGCACAUCCGCUCCCAGCACGUGGGCGCGCGGGCCCACGCCUGCCCCGACUGCGGGAAGACCUUCGCCACGUCCUCGGGCCUCAAGCAACACAAGCACAUCCACAGCACCGUCAAGCCUUUCAUAUGUGAGGUCUGCCACAAAUCCUACACGCAGUUCUCCAACCUGUGCCGGCACAAGCGGAUGCACGCUGACUGCCGCACACAGAUCAAGUGCAGGGACUGCGGGCAGAUGUUCAGCACUACCUCCUCCCUCAACAAGCACCGGCGCUUCUGCGAGGGCAAGAACCAUUACACACCGGGCAGCCUCUUUGCCCCGGGCCUGCCCUUGACCCCCAGCGCCAUGAUGGACAAGGCCAAGCCCCCCCCCAACCUCAACCACGCUAGCCUGGGCUUCAAUGAGUACUUCCCCUCCAGGCCACAUCCCGGGAGCCUGCCCUUCUCCGCGGCCCCCCCGGCCUUCCCCGCGCUCACCCCGGGCUUCCCGGGCAUCUUCCCUCCGUCCCUGUACCCCCGGCCGCCUCUGCUACCUCCCACGCCGCUGCUCAAGAGCCCCCUGAACCACGCCCAGGAUGCCAAGCUCCCCAGCCCCCUGGGAAACCCAGCCCUGCCCCUCGUCUCCGCCGUCGGCAACAGCGGCCAGGGGGCCACGGCGGCCACGGGGCCGGAGGAGAAGUUCGAGAGCCGCCUGGAGGACUCGUACGCCGAGAAGCUGAAGACCCGGAGCAGCGACAUGUCAGACGGCAGCGACUUCGAGGACGUCAACACCACGACCGGGACCGACCUGGACACGACCACGGGGACAGGUUCGGACCUGGACAGCGACGUGGACAGCGACCGCGACAAGGCCAAGGGCAAGGCGGCCGAGGGCAAGCCUGAGUCUGGGGGUGGCGCCGCGCCCCCGGGGGCCCCGAACAGCGUGGGCGAAGUGCCCGUCUUCUACUCCCAGCACUCCUUCUUCCCGCCGCCCGAUGAGCAGCUGCUGACCGCGUCAGGCGCCGCGGGUGACUCCAUCAAGGCCAUCGCCUCCAUCGCCGAGAAGUACUUUGGCCCCGGCUUCAUGGGCAUGCAGGAGAAGAAGCUGGGCGCGCUGCCCUACCACUCAGUCUUCCCCUUCCAGCUCCUGCCCAAUUUCCCCCACUCCCUCUACCCCUUCACGGACCGCACCCUCGCCCACAACUUGCUGGUCAAGGCCGAGCCAAAGUCACCCCAGGACGCCCUCAAGGUGGGCGGCCCCAGCGCCGAGUCCCCCUUCGACCUCACCACCAAACCAAAAGAGGCCAAGCCCAUCCUGCCUGUGCCCAAGGUGCCCCCGGCCCCCGCGUCCGGCGAGGAGCAGCCGCUGGACCUGAGCAUCGGCAGCCGCGUCCGAGCCAGCCAGAACGGAGGGGGUCGGGAGCCCCGCAAGAACCACAUCUACGGCGAGCGCAAGCUGGGGGCAGGCGAGGGGCUGCCCAAGGUGUGCCCGGCACAGCUGCCCCAGCAGCCCUCGCUGCACUACGCCAAGCCGUCGCCCUUUUUCAUGGACCCCAUCUACAGCAGGGUGGAGAAGCGGAAGGUGACAGGCCCCGUGGGCGUCCUGAAGGAGAGGUACCUGCGGCCAUCCCCGCUGCUCUUACACCCCCAGAUGUCAGCCAUCGAGACCAUGACAGAGAAGCUGGAGAGCUUCGCGGCCAUGAAGGCAGAUUCGGGCAGCUCCCUGCAGCCCCUCCCCCACCACCCCUUCAACUUCCGGUCCCCGCCCCCGACGCUCUCCGACCCCAUCCUCAGGAAGGGCAAGGAGCGAUACACGUGCAGGUACUGUGGCAAGAUCUUCCCCCGAUCGGCAAACCUCACGAGACACCUGAGGACACACACCGGGGAGCAGCCAUACAGGUGUAAGUACUGCGACCGCUCCUUCAGCAUCUCCUCCAACCUCCAGCGGCACGUCCGGAACAUUCACAACAAGGAGAAGCCGUUCAAAUGUCACCUGUGCAACCGGUGCUUCGGGCAGCAGACCAACCUCGACAGACACCUAAAGAAGCACGAACACGAGCAUGCUCCAGUGAGCCAGCACUCCGGGGUCCUCACGAACCACCUGGGGACCAGCGCCUCCUCUCCCACCUCCGAGUCAGACAACCACGCACUUUUAGACGAGAAGGAAGACUCUUACUUCUCUGAAAUCAGAAACUUUAUUGCCAAUAGUGAGAUGAACCAAGCGUCAACGCGAACAGACCAACGGCCAGAAGUCCAGGACCUGGACGGCAACUCCCAAUGUCCCGGCUUGGCCAGUGGGAAGCCAGAGGAUGAAGAGGAGGAGGAGGAGGAGCUGGAGGAGGAGGACGACGACAGUCUGGCAGGGAAGUCCCAGGAUGACACUGUGUCCCCCACGCCCGAGCCCCAGGGUGCCUACGAGGACGAGGACGAGGACCCUCCCGCCUCCCUGGCCGUGGGCUUUGACCACACCCGAAGGUGUGUUGAGGAGCAGCCGAGCGGUCUGUUAGCUUUGGAGCCGGUGCCGACUUUUGGGAAGGGGCUGGAUCUCCGCAGAGCAGCUGAGGAAGCGUUUGAAGUUAAAGAUGUGCUUAAUUCCACCUUAGAUUCUGAGGCUUUAAAACAGACACUGUACAGGCAGGCUAAGAACCAGGCAUAUGCAAUGAUGCUGUCCCUCUCCGAGGAUGCUCCUCUCCACACCUCCUCCCAGAGCCCUCUGGACGCUUGGUUGAACAUCACGGGAGCCACAGAGUCUGGAGCCUUUAACCCCAUCAACCACCUCUGACCAGCCCAGGAGGGGCUGGGGUCAGAGUCCAAGUGAGGCGGCCGAGGGGCUCCCCGACGUCCCAACAGAAAUCCCAGCUUCAGAAGAUGGAGGCGAGGGCCUUGGGGAGCGGGCACAGCCUGGGCCAGGGAGACCCCCUUGUCACCUGCGUCUGACCACUCCUCAGUGUCUGUCCCCUCCAUGGCUCAGUUCUGACUUUUCCGAUGAAAACUCAGAGCCGGGAAGUCCCUGAAGCCGUCGUCGAGUGUCACUGUCUCUAAGACUUGGUCUUGAGAACGCAUUCAAGAAUGGUACAGCGCACGGC
Molecule: messenger RNA, 4371 nt
Organism: Ceratotherium simum simum (southern white rhinoceros)
Lineage: Eukaryota; Metazoa; Chordata; Mammalia; Perissodactyla; Rhinocerotidae
Source: RefSeq, a predicted model, not a curated record